Molecule: messenger RNA, 749 nt
Organism: Budorcas taxicolor (takin)
Lineage: Eukaryota; Metazoa; Chordata; Mammalia; Artiodactyla; Bovidae
Product: proline-rich protein 13-like
Exons: 1
Coding region: 89-514 (141 amino acids)
Cellular component (GO): nucleoplasm
Source: RefSeq, a predicted model, not a curated record
GCCCAGGCAGUGGUGUAAGGGUGACCGGACGUCUGGAUACCCCAGUCCUCCUCUUUCUCCAUUCCUGGGCUGAAGGAAACAUCUGAACAUGUGGAAUCCCAAUGCUGGGCAGCCAGGACCAUAUCCACACCCGCCUAACGCUGGGUAUCCUGGAGGUUGCAAUCCUGCCCAUCCACCACCUGCCAACCCUCUCUUUCCUCCAGGCCCUUUUCCCACUCCCCCAGGAGCACCCCAGGGGAAUCCAGCCUUUCCCCCUGGUGGGCCCUGUCAUCCUGUGCCACAGCCAGGAUAUCCAGGAUGCCAGCCCUCAGGUCCCUACUCCUCUCCAUACCCACCACCUGGCCCUGGCAUGUGUCCUGUGAAUCCAUUGGUUCCUGGUGUAGUAGGACCAGGAAUAGUGAUUGACAAGAAGGUGCACAAGAAAAUGAAGAAAGCUCAUAAAAAGAAGCAGAAACACCAUAAGCAUGGCAAGCAUUCCUCCUCCUCCUCCUCUUCCAGCAGUGACUCUGACUGAAUACAGGGCCUGGACCCUUCCCUCAAGUCUCUCCAGUUCAGCUCUCCCAUCAAGCUUCAGAUGCCAUCUUGUACUGGGGGAAAGUAACUCUUGCUACCCCUUCCCCUCAACCCCUGCAAUCUAAGCCUCAUUCUGCUGUUCAGCAUUAACUAGCUAGGACAAAUCAGAAAAGAAUUGCCACAGGCUAACAAAGGCCAUCUUCUCACUGCUUGGAUAGAACUUUUAGCUGAUGAGU